AUGGCACUUUUUCAAACAUUUUUCAUGUGCUUAGGUACAUCCAAGCAGAAGUCCAGUUCCCUGCAGGUAGCAGAUCAGGACCUACUGCCAUCUUUUCACCCAUACCAGCCUUUGGAGUGCAUAGUAGAGGAGACUGAAGGCAAGCUGAAUGAACUGGGACAAAGAAUUAGUGCUAUUGAAAAAGCACAGCUUAAGUCAUUGGAGUUAAUUCAAGGUGAACCUCUGAACAAAGAUAAGAUAGAAGAACUUAAAAAGAACAGAGAAGAACAAGUCCAGAAGAAGAAGAAAAUACUGAAAGAACUGCAGAAAGUGGAAAGGCAGUUGCAGAUGAAAACACAGCAGCAAUUUACCAAAGAAUACUUGGAAACCAAAGGUCAGAAAGACACAGUGUCUCUACAGCAGCAGUGCUUUCAUAGAGGAGUCUUCCCAGAAGGGGAAGAAGAUGGUAGUCUCCCAGAGGAUCACUUUUCAGAAUUACCCCAGGUUGAUACAAUCUUAUUUAAAGAUCAUGAUGUUGAUGAUGAGCAACAAUCUCCACCAUCGGCAGAACAAAUUGAUUUUGUCCCAGUCCAGCCUUUAUCAUCUCCACAGUGUAAUUUUUCCAGUGACUUAGGUUCUAAUGGGACAAAUUCUCUUGAACUUCAGAAAGUAUCAGGUAAUCAGCAGAUGGUAGGACAGCCUCAGAUUACUAUUACUGGACAUGAUCAGGGGCUGUUAGUUCAAGAGCCAGAUGGACUAAUGGUUGCAACUCCAGCCCAGACGCUUACCGACACUCUUGAUGACCUGAUAGCAGCCGUGAGUAGCAGAGUGCCCAAUGGUUCAAUCAAUCCUUCCCAGACCACAGAAUGUCUUACUCCUGAAUCCUGUUCCCAGACUCCAAGCAAUGUCGUUUCCCAGUCCAUGCCCCCUGUAUAUCCUUCAGUUGACAUUGAUGCACAUACUGAGAGCAAUCAUGACACAGCCUUAACACUAGCUUGUGCAGGUGGUCAUGAAGAACUUGUAUCUGUUCUCAUUGCACGAGAUGCUAAAAUUGAGCACAGAGACAAAAAAGGUUUUACCCCACUGAUCCUCGCGGCAACAGCGGGGCAUGUUGGAGUUGUUGAAAUCCUUUUGGAUAAAGGUGGCGAUAUAGAGGCACAGUCUGAGCGAACUAAGGAUACACCACUUUCACUGGCAUGCUCUGGCGGACGUCAGGAGGUGGUAGAUUUGCUGCUGGCUCGAGGUGCAAAUAAAGAACAUAGGAAUGUGUCUGAUUAUACACCAUUGAGUCUAGCUGCAUCUGGAGGAUACGUAAACAUCAUUAAGAUUUUGCUUAAUGCUGGGGCAGAAAUUAAUUCAAGAACUGGGAGUAAACUAGGUAUUUCUCCACUGAUGUUGGCUGCAAUGAAUGGACAUGUCCCUGCGGUGAAACUGCUACUUGAUAUGGGUUCAGAUAUUAAUGCCCAGAUAGAGACCAACCGGAACACAGCUCUCACCCUGGCCUGCUUCCAGGGCCGAGCAGAAGUAGUGAGUUUGCUCUUGGACCGGAAAGCCAAUGUUGAACAUAGGGCAAAGACUGGUCUUACCCCCUUGAUGGAAGCCGCUUCUGGAGGAUAUGCAGAGGUUGGCAGAGUUCUCCUUGAUAAAGGAGCAGAUGUCAAUGCUCCACCUGUGCCUUCCUCAAGAGAUACUGCUUUAACCAUAGCAGCAGACAAAGGUCACUAUAAAUUUUGUGAGCUCCUGAUUAACAGGGGAGCCCAUAUUGAUGUUCGUAACAAGAAAGGAAACACACCACUUUGGCUGGCAUCCAAUGGUGGUCAUUUUGAUGUAGUGCAAUUGUUAGUGCAAGCAGGUGCUGAUGUGGAUGCAGCAGACAACCGGAAAAUCACACCUCUUAUGUCAGCAUUUCGCAAGGGUCAUGUAAAAGUUGUUCAGUAUUUGGUGAAAGAAGUCAAUCAGUUCCCUUCUGAUAUAGAAUGUAUGAGAUAUAUAGCAACAAUUACAGAUAAGGAACUGUUGAAAAAGUGUCACCAGUGUGUUGAGACAGUUGUGAAGGCUAAAGAUCAGCAGGCUGCAGAAGCAAAUAAGAAUGCAAGUAUUCUUCUAAAGGAAUUGGAUCUGGAAAAGUCAAGAGAAGAGAGUAGAAAGCAAGCUCUUGCAGCUAAAAGAGAAAAAAGAAAAGAAAAGCGAAAAAAGAAAAAAGAGGAGCAGAAAAGGAAACAAGAAGAUGAGGAAAACAAACCUAAGGAGAAUUCAGAACAACCAGAGGGUGAAGAUGAAGAGGAGAAUGAUGAAGAUGUGGAGCAAGAGAUUCCCAUAGAACCUCCGAGUGCAACCACUACCACCACGAUUGGAAUCUCUGCGACAUCUGCCACUUUCACUAAUGUGUUUGGGAAAAAAAGAGCCAAUGUAGUGACAACCCCCAGCACCAAUCGGAAAAAUAAGAAGAAUAAGACCAAAGAAUCCCCUCCCACAACACAUUUAAUUUUACCUGAAUCACAUAUAUCUUUAGCACAACAAAAAGCAGAUAAAAAUAAAAUAAAUGGAGAAGCUAGAAGUGGUGCAGGUGGGAAUAGUGAUUCAGAUAACUUGGAUAGCACAGACUGCAACAGUGAGAGUAGUAGUGGUGGCAAGAGCCAGGAGUUAAAUUUCACUAUAGAUGUGAACUCUAGUGACAAGAGGUACCCUGCAUUGCUUCUCAGUUCUCAAGAAGAAAAGACAACUACUGCCACGUCCAAGACUCAGACUCGACUUGAAGGUGAAGUAAAUCCUAACUCCUUGUCAGCGAGCUACAAAUCAGUGUCUUUGCCAUCAAGUUCUCCAACCAUGAAGCUGAAUCUCACUAGUCCUAAGAGGGGUCAAAAAAGAGAAGAAGGGUGGAAAGAAGUUGUCCGGAGGUCAAAGAAACUAUCUGUUCCAGCCUCAGUGGUGUCCAGAAUAAUGGGAAGAGGGGGAUGCAACAUCACUGCAAUACAAGAUGUUACUGGGGCCCAUAUUGAUGUGGAUAAACAAAAAGAUAAGAAUGGAGAGAGAAUGAUCACAAUAAGGGGUGGUACAGAAUCAACAAGAUAUGCAGUUCAACUUAUCAAUGCACUUAUUCAAGAUCCUGCUAAAGAACUAGAAGACUUGAUUCCUAAAAAUCAUAUCAGGACACCCGCCAACACCAAAUCCGUUCACACAAACUUCUCAUCUGGAGUAGGCACCACAGCAACUUCCAGCAAAAAUGCAUUUCCCUUGGGUGCUCCAGCUCUUGUAACUUCACAGGCAACAACGUUAUCUACGUUCCAGCCCACUAAUAAACUUAGUAAGAAUGUGCCAACUAAUGUACGUUCUUCUUUCCCAGUUUCUCUUCCCUUAGCUUAUCCUCACCCUCAUUUUGCUCUGCUGGCUGCUCAAACUAUGCAACAAAUUCGGCAUCCUCGCUUACCCAUGGCUCAGUUUGGAGGAACUUUCUCACCUUCUCCUAACACUUGGGGACCAUUCCCAGUGAGACCUGUGAAUCCUGGCAAUGCAAAUAGUUCUCCAAAGCAUAAUAAUGCAACCCGUCUACCCAACCAGAAUGGAACUGUUUUACCAUCAGAGUCUCCUGGACUAGCUACAGCCAGUUGUCCUAUCCCUGUCUCUUCUGUAGUUGCUGCCAGUCAGCAGCUAUGUGUGACUACUACCCGGACUCCUUCAUCAGUCAGAAAGCAGUUGUUUGCCUGUGUGCCUAAAUCCAGUCCUCCAGCAGCCGUGAUUUCCUCUGUGACAAGCACUUGUACUUCCAUGCCCUCUGUCUCCUCUACAUCUACCACAAGUGGGCAAGUUACCACAUUUUUGCCUCAAACACAGCUUUCUUCACAAAAAAUGGAGUCUUUCUCAGUCAUACUACCUUCCAAAGAGAAGGUAUCUACACAGGACCAACCCAUGGCAAACCUAUGCACACCACCUUCAACUGCAAAUAGUUCUAGUAUCUCUGCCAACACCACCUCAGGAGCUCCAGAAACUCACCCAUCCAGUAGUCCGACUCCUCCCUCCAGUAACACAAAAGAGGAGGGACAAACAUCCAAUGUCUCUGAUUUAAAUCCUGCAUCAAUGCCUUUUGUCUCUAACUCAGAACCCUCUCCAUUGACUUUGGUGUCACCCAGAUUAGUUGCUGCUGAUAAUCAGGACACCAGUAAUUUACCUCAGUUAGCUGUACCAGCACCUCGAGUUUCUCAUCGAAUGCAGCCCAGAGGUUCUUUUUACUCAGUGGUACCAAAUGCAACUAUGCAUCAGGAUCCCCAGUCUAUUUUUGUUACCAAUCCAGUUCCCUUAACACCACCUCAAGGCCCACCAGCUGCGGUGCAGCUUUCAUCAGCUGUGAAUAUUAUGAAUGGUUCUCAGAUGCACAUAAACCCAGCAAAUAAAUCUUUGCAGCCUACAUUUGGGCCAGCCACGCUUUUCAAUCACUUCAGUAGUCUUUUUGAUAGCAGUCAGGUACCAGCUAACCAAGGGUGGGGAGAUGGUCCACUGCCCUCAAGAGUUGCUGCAGAUGCUUCUUUCACUGUUCAGUCCGCUUUUUUGGGUAACUCUGUACUUGGGCACUUGGAAAAUAUGCAUCCUGACAACUCCAAGGCACCCGGCUUCAGACCACCUUCCCAGAGAGUUUCUACUAGUCCAGUUGGGUUACCAUCCAUUGACCCAUCAGGCAGCUCCCCAUCUUCUUCUGCUCCUCUGACAAGUUUUUCUGGCAUACCAGGAACAAGGGUUUUCUUGCAAGGCCCAGCACCUGUCGGGACUCCUAGUUUCAACAGACAACACUUUUCUCCCCAUCCUUGGACAAGCGCCUCAAACACAUGUGACUCUCCUAUUCCAUCUGUUUCUUCGGGAUCAUCUUCACCUCUUUCAGCCACUUCUGCUCCACCAACAUUGGGCCAACCAAAAGGAGGCAGUGCCAGUCAGGAUCGAAAGAUACCCCCCCCUAUUGGAACAGAGAGACUGGCCAGGAUUCGACAAGGAGGAUCUGUCACACAAGCCCCUGUAGGAACCAGUUUUGUUGCUCCUGUUGGACACAGUGGAAUCUGGUCAUUUGGUGUCAAUGCUGUGUCAGAAGGCUUAUCAGGUUGGUCACAGUCUAUGAUAGGAAACCAUCCAGUGCAUCAACCAUUAUCCGAUCCAAGCACAUUCUCCCAGCAUCAACCAAUGGAGAGAGAUGAUUCUGGAAUGGUAGCCCCCUCUAAUAUUUUCCACCAGCCUAUGGCAAGUGGCUUUGUGGAUUUUUCUAAAGGUCUACCGAUUUCCAUGUAUGGAGGCACCAUUAUACCCUCUCAUCCUCAGCUUGCUGAUGUUCCAGGAGGCCCACUGUUCAAUGGACUUCACAACCCAGAUCCUGCUUGGAAUCCUAUGAUAAAAGUUAUCCAGAAUUCAACUGAUUGCACUGAUACCCAGCAGAUUUGGCCUGGCACGUGGGCACCUCAUAUUGGAAACAUGCAUCUCAAAUAUGUCAACUAAGUUAGAAGGUCUUUACUCUUUAGCCUUGUUUGGGAGACCUAUGUAUGACCUUGGAAGAACUCUGGGGAUUUUUUUUUUUUUUUUUAAAUGUGCCUAACUAAGACAUUUUCUCUGAUUGCCCAUUGUAUAAGAACAAGUUGAUUUCCUAUCCACCUGAUUAUGUCUGGUUAGUUUAGCCAUUUUCAACUUAAGAUCAGAUGGAACUUAGUAUUUUGGCUAAACAUAUUGAAUUCUACUUGUAUCCAGAAGAGAAUUAGAUGAUUACAUGUUUCAACCUUUUAGGGUGGUAAACACAUGUAUAACUGUUUACAUACUUAGAGGAAAACGUUGAGUAAAUUUCUUGUCAUAUAGUGGCUCUACUUAAUGUAGCCUGUAUUAAUGUGAAAUAUUUACCAGAAUAUUCAAUAAAAAGAUGAACAGU
Nannospalax galili (Upper Galilee mountains blind mole rat) is the source of this 5872-nucleotide messenger RNA. RefSeq names its product ankyrin repeat and KH domain-containing protein 1. Gene Ontology annotation, cellular component: cytoplasm. The record is from RefSeq and is a predicted model, not a curated record. Gene Ontology annotation, biological process: innate immune response. Lineage: Eukaryota; Metazoa; Chordata; Mammalia; Rodentia; Spalacidae. The transcript has 20 exons. Gene Ontology annotation, molecular function: protein binding; RNA binding. The coding region runs from base 1 to 5451 and encodes 1816 amino acids.